Molecule: messenger RNA, 870 nt
Organism: Malus domestica (apple)
Lineage: Eukaryota; Viridiplantae; Streptophyta; Magnoliopsida; Rosales; Rosaceae
Source: RefSeq, a predicted model, not a curated record
AUGAUUUGUAUUGGAAACUGCCAGGCUCGCUCUGGUAGCUUAGUUGGUGACAUGAUCCUGUUUGAUUCAUCCCCCACCUUUACAGCUUCUCUGUUUGUUUUUUCUUUUGUUUCCUUCUUCAGCCCCUGCUUUUUUUAUUUUUUUAUUUUCUUGCCUUUCCGCAGAGUACAAGGUAAAGCCCAUGCGGAGGCUUUGGAGCUAACGGGGCUGGUCCCCAACCCACUUGAGCAAUUUGCCAAUCUACCAUUGAUUUCUAUGCAUAUAGGAAACUUGUAUUUCUCAUUGACAAAUCCUUCUUUGUUUAUGUUGCUAAUUCUCAAUUUGGUCCCACUUCUGGUUCACUUUGUUACUAAAAACAGAGAAGGAAACUCAGUACCAUAUGCCUAGCAAUCCUUGGUAAAGCUUAUUUAUGAUUUCAUCUUGAACCUAGUAAACGAACAAACAGGUGGUCUUUCCAGAAAUGUAAAAAAAAAGUUUUUCUCUCGCAUCUUGAUCACUUUUACUUUUUUGUUAUUUCGUAAUCCCUUAGGUAUGAUACCUUAUAACUUCACAGUUACAAGUCAUUUUCUCAAUAUGUUGAAUCUCUCAUUUUAUUUUAUUAGCGUUACCAUAAUGGGAUUCCAAAGAAAUGGGCUUCAUUGUUUAAGCUUCUCAUUACCCGUAGAAGUCCCACUGCAGUUGGCACCCUUUUUAGUACUCCUUGAGCUAAUUCCUCUUUUCCCUAUAAAAGAGGCAAAUGGAACUAUUUCAAAAUUUUCUUUCCCCAUCUCUCUACAUCAAAUUGCGAAAGAAAUAACAAAACCAGAACGAAAGCAUAUUAAUAUUGGAUUUUCUGUAUCGGCCGUUCGAAACAACUUUCUGAAAAAAUAA